UUCAAGCGCUUCUCUAAACUUCACUUUUGAAGCGCUACCUUUUCACUUCCAAACACGAUGAAAAAUAGACACUUGGUUGUGUCGUUUAUCGUCGGCUUUUUUGAACCAAACGAUUACCGCAAAGUGCUUCGUAUACACUACCUAAUGCGCAGAAAAUCAGCAAGCGCUUAUUUGGAGCAUACUGAAACAAACAUAUGUUUCUGCCAUUUUGUUUUCAUUUUUUGAGUUGAGAAGUUCAGUUUUCUGCACGUGCGUGUUUCUUGCGACUUACAGAAUAAAUAAAUUAAUAAAAAUAGGUCAAUAAAUUGAAAUAUUGUAACCAAAUACGUGUGGUUUAUUAAUAAAUGUACAAAGUGUUAAAUUCUCAAAUUCAGAUUGGUUUGGAUUAGAAGUGGGAACUUUCCAGAUUUUUUCCAAUUCUUGUUGGCUUGGCGUUUUCAAGGUAAAUAUUCACUUGGCAAAAACUCCUGGCAUUAGGAGCCAAACAGUGUGCUGCAUUUUUGGCAUAUUCCUAGGUGAGCAGAGUGCAUUCCGGUUUAGUACAGCAUAGGUAUACAUCUCAUUUCAAAACCAGACUUUACCACUUUUAAUUAAAGUGUUAUUUUGCAGGAAAGUAAGUGCAUCAGACAGGUAAAAUGAGUUAUGCGCUUUUGGGCUAUAGCAAAAGACAUUUUAAGCGGCUUGUAGCCAAAGAAUUGAAUGGUUUGAAAACUGUAGACGAGGAAGCCCCGAAAGAUUCAUCAAAUCGCUCUAAUUUAAGCAACGAUACGAAAAAUGUCGAAGUCAAUGGAAUUUCUGUUCCGGAAAAUCCAGAAUACGAGAGGAUUCUUAUGCCUUUAAUGCAACCGUCAUUCGAUAUUAUUUCGGGAUUUAAAGAAUGGAUGGUGAAGCAUAAAAUAAGGCGAGCUGCUGUUAAUGAUAUGCUUGUUUUGUGUAAAAAAUCUGGUCUUAAUGUCCCCAUUUCGACAAGUGGUCUUUUCGAGAAACAAGCGAUUUGUACGCGUCAAGUAAAACCUGGAGAAUAUUUUCAUUAUGGGUUAGAGCAGGGCAUUAAAAAAUGUUUACAGUUAGAAGUUCCUCUGGGUCAAAAUAUUUUAGAAUUAGAUAUUGGUAUAGAUGGGCUUCCUCUAUAUAAAAGUUCUUCGAAUUCCUUAUGGCCAAUUCUCGGAUCAGUAGCGAACCACACCAAUAUGUCUCCAUUUUUAAUUGGGUGUUACAUUGGGAAAAAAAAACCUGAAGAUAUUAACGAUUUCCUAUUUGAUUUUGUUCAGGAAUUUUUGGUAUUACAGGAAAGAGGUAUUGAGCUGGGAUGCUCCACAGUGUUUAUUAAGCUACGAGCAAUUAUAUGCGAUGCUCCCGCUCGCGCUUUCGUUAGCGGAACAGUAGGUCAUACUUCUGCCAGUGGAUGUUCCAAGUGCACUCAACAGGCUAUGCAAAAAAGUGAAUGUUCCAAUUGCACACAACAAACUUUACAAAAAAAGAAGCGCUUGACAUAUAGCGUAACAGUUGAGAGCUUAAGAACGGACGACGACUUCAGGAAAAGUUAA
This is a messenger RNA of Anastrepha obliqua, 1547 nucleotides long. RefSeq lists its product as uncharacterized. Lineage: Eukaryota; Metazoa; Arthropoda; Insecta; Diptera; Tephritidae. The record is from RefSeq and is a predicted model, not a curated record. The transcript has 3 exons. Bases 636 to 1547 code for a protein of 303 amino acids.